UAUGUAGCUUUAAUUUUUACCAAGGUGUAUUUGUUACUUUUAUAUUGACACGCCUAACCUGCAUCUCACUCGCACAUUAUUUAAAAGAACGAGAAAGGAAUAGACAGUCGCUUCUUGCAAUCCAUGUCAGAAAACGUUUAAGAGAGAAUACUGUUAAUAUUGAGCUGAAUAUUUUCCUAAUUAUUAACAAAAUGAUUAUAGUACAAACACACAGUUGGCACUAAGGUACGUUAUUGGGACGGUAAGAUGUUUUAACACUCCCUCAUCUAGAUUUAAGACUACAUUUACAAAAACAAAGAGGGUAAAUUCUCCAAUUAAAAUAGUGUUUAUAAAGUGGAGAUAUAUGUUCUGAUAAACUAUUAGCUUCGGCAAUUAUCGCCAAACUUCGUAGAACAUGAACAACGUAGAACAAUUUAAAUUUUAACGGUUUUCUCUAAUUAGAAUACGUAAGUCACGAUUAUUGCCAGCGCGCAAAAUUCAUAACAUUUUAUUCUUUACAAGUAAAAAAUCUUAUUGAUUUAAAGUGAAUAUUAAUUAGAAAGUGCUUUUUCAUAACAUUAUCAACUAUUGAGGUAUCGCAUGCUUAGCUUUAACUAUUUUUAAUUUAACUUUCUACUUAUGUUGUCGAGAAAUAUCAAAACCGAUGUUGGACUGGUAGAUGUUUUUAUUUUUAAAGUCGUGAAUGAAAUAUUAAUUUGUAACUGACAAAAUCAAGAUUCAGUGCUGAACAUUUCUCUUUUACCGGUACCUUUUCAUUACUUGAUAGGAUCUUGUGAAUAAUAAACUUAGUUAUAAAAAUCACCGGGACGAAUUGUGCCCUGACGACAUCACGGAAACAUCAUAGUUGCCAGUCGACAACAUACUGUUAACUAUAUAAUAGAAAGUGUAAAUACAUAUUUAUACAGUAUACAAUUCACUAACAAGUUAUUAUUAAUAAUAUCAUAUGGAAAAUACGGUUUACUGACGCUUACGGUACGUGAUAAACAUUAUAAAUGUAGUGGCUUACAAUAAUAUAAUUGAAUAGGGACAACAGCGUUGGGUUUUUUUGUCAUAAAAAUACGUGUGUAAUUACAAUUGCUUCAAACUCUCUAUAAGAGAGUGGCUAGCCCUCAUUCCAGCGCUGCUAUACCCAAUACAUCUAUUUCCUUAUGUGAUCCUGGCCUAAACGUUCUAUUCAUAUAACAUACUCUGUGGUCUACACCCUCUAAUGUCACUGUCAAAUAAAAGUUAAGGCACUAGAAUAGACAAUCGAAAAAUAAAAAAUAGAAAAGCACCAAAUAAAUGUUAAAAAAAAUCUAAAAGUGCGUUGUCCAAAUUCGGUGUUACCAGCACCAUGUAAACUUAAUAAUACCUAAAUAACAAUAAAAACCUAUAUACACAAAAACUUGGUCCUCAAACCUUUGGAAAUACAACAAUAACAUACAAACAAAGUAAUAACACAUUCAUCAAUAAAUCAACGAUAAAAUGUUGUUCGUAAUAUCAACACAAUUUACGAUUUUUGCGUACAAUCGCUACUAAGUGAAUAUUUAUGAACCUUUUUACACACUUCAUUACAACAUAUAUAAAUAUCAUGAUUUCUAAAUAGGGCUCCAUAAUAUUUAAAUUAUAAAUGGAAUUAUUAUAUUAAUCGUCUUCUAAAAUACUUGUAGUUUAGUUAGAUUAAUCGUUAAUAAGUACUUUAUUCAAAGGUAUAUCAAGUACGAAGAAUCUUUAAACGACUCCAUUUAGUAUAAGUUUGGUGUUCAGUCUUUCCAUUUUUAUAUAAAUCUGGUAGAAAGGACAUAGAUAACUCUUGUGCAUCUAUAUUAUUCAAGUAAAUCGAAUUUCAUGCAGUUCUAUCACAUUAAUGCUGUGUAAAGUAUUGCAGGUCGCAAUAAUAUGCUUACUUCUAAGGAAUGUCGCUUAAGUCUAGUCUCUAUUACUUUUUAAAGAGAGCCGUCACUUCUUCGAUCGUCCUAUUUUUCGUCUCUGGCAACUGCAGAUACGUAAAGAUGAAGAAUAGAAUUAGGAGGACAGUGUAGGGCAAGAACACGUAGUUACCGAACGCAUCAGACAUCGGAAUGAAGGUUAACCCUACGAUGAAGUUAGCAAACCAGUUGACGAGAGCCCCGACACUGACCGCCGCACUGCGGGCGCCCUGUCCGAACAACUCUGACAGCAACAUCCACGGUAUCGAGCUAGGACCCACACCGAAGAACGCAACGUACAGGAACGUAAAUAUAACGGCAAAUAUACUCAUCGUAGUGUUAUCGUUAUACGUGAAGAAAGCUAUAGUCAUGAGCACAGAGAACAGUGCCAUACCUGCAAGACCGACCAGCUGUAGCGUUCGUCUUCCUAGACGAUCCAUAAGAGGAAUCGACACGAGAGCCAUUAUAAACAACAUGCUGCCAACGCCUAUAGAGGACAACCGAGCAUUCUCCUGCGUUAGGCCUGCAUUCACGAAUAUCGUGGUGGAGUAAUACAGUACCGCAUUAAUGCCUCCCAGCUGUUGAGACAAGUGCAUCACGACUCCAAUUACAAGUGGCUUUCGAAGAGCUUUAAUCACAAACAGGUCUCGAAUAGAAAACUUCUCCUCCUGUCUAGCUGCACGAUCUUCUACAUGCAUAUCAUUGAUCUCGUCAUCGAUUUCACUUGUACCUCGGAUUUUAGCCAGCUCGGCCCGAGCGGUCUCUUCAUCCCGAGCGACCAACAGCAAAUAACGAGGACUCUCGGGAGCAAAUAUAAUCAUCACGAAUUGAAUGGCUGAUGGGAAAAUUGCAAGUCCAAGUAGCCACGGCCAACCUUCGUCGCUUCCCAUUAUCAUAUCGAUACCCAAGAUCUGGGCUCCAAUCAAUCCAAAUGCGACCGCCAACUGGUUAACUGUACCAAAUGCACCCCUUAGCCUCACCGGGGCUACUUCUGACACGUAAGUGGGGGAGGCUGUUGUUGCAAAGCCGCAGUUUACUCCAAUGAUGAAUCGACCAAUAAUGAUCAUUUCUACUGAGUUUGCGAGUUUACUGAAACCCAUACAUAUAGCACCAAGGACACCAAUCAUAGAAUUGACGACAAUUGCGUUUUUGCGGCCGUAUUUUUCAAGCAUCCAGCUGGCAAAGGGGCAUCCAAUCAUACCACCGACAGCGAAGAUACUGACGAUGACGCUGAAUAUGGUGCUGGGGCUUGCAUCGUACUGCGUGCUGAUAAAAUUUUCGAUGAAGGGACGCGGAGCGUUGAUGACCCCUGUGUUGAAGCCGAACUGCAGCAUGCCCAGUACCGCGGCGCCCACCGCGUACAGGAGCACGCCCGUUACUCCACCCGCCAUCUUCUGCGAAGGAUCGGAUGAUCCCAUUUUAGGACACGUCAAUUCGUGUCGAACUAUCGAACAGUUAUGUCCCCGAAAUAAUGAGUUUAUCAAUGAGUUGAGAUAAAGAAUUUGAUCUGAUCUGAGAUACGGUACAAUAAAUAAAUAAUCAAUUGGAAUAAAAUAAUACAAGGUAUCUUGAUGGCACGAUAACAGUGUAACUAGGGAAUUUAGAAU
This is a messenger RNA of Spodoptera exigua (beet armyworm), 3514 nucleotides long. NCBI's taxonomy places the organism in Eukaryota, Metazoa, Arthropoda, Insecta, Lepidoptera, Noctuidae. The record is from the annotation of a GenBank genome assembly.